UACUGACUUUAAAACCUAAGCGACGUUGAAUCUCUGUGUCACAACUUAUUUGGUCCCUUUGCCUUUUUAGAAAACAACAUUUAGGCUGUGAAGAAGGACUCUGUGUUCUUUUCGAUGGACAUAUAGUUCUGUAUAUCUACUCUUGGAGGACAGUCAUCCUGAGGUAUAAUAAAAUGUGAAGCCGGGUGAACUCUGCCUUCGAUAAAGUUACACUUACUGGAGGACAACUACUUCCAAAGAUGUCGAAUAAAUCCACGACCAAGACCCCAUGUCUCGUUCAAGACUGUGAAGAGAUGGACGAAAAUAUUCCACAUGGAUUUACCAUUGUUCAGUUGGAGGAGGUGCAACAAAAUAUGGAAAAAUAUGGGAAAAGUCCAGUCCAGAGCACACCGAGCUGUGAUGGACGGAGUCAGAACUCCCGCAUAUCCGGCUUCCACUCUGCAUUGACCCCGAUUGUGAAGUUCUUGAACAUUGGGAAGCCGCGCCAUUCAAAUGAACCUCAGAGAAAUGCAAAUAACGGUGUUCAGGGUAUGACUUUAUUUUCUUUUGGGAACAGUGGUGCAGUAGCUCCAAAGUCGGUCAGCAGUGGUUCUCAGGCUUCUGCGAAAUGGUAUGAAAUUGAUCCAGAGAUUCCUCUUCUAGAAUUGACAUGUAAUUCUACGAUGGCCCUUUCCAGAAUCGAAUCGCCACACUCAGACCACAGUCCACAGACUCCAGUCUCAGCAAGGAAAAUGAUAACAGAGGAGCAGGUUGUUGAUGUUAACCUAAACAACAUGAGUCCCAAUGCUACCCUAAAUGUAGAGGGAUCUUGUAGACUCUCGCCAGGUGAGAAACAGCAAUUGUUGGAGUUAACCCAGGAGUUUUCACAUCAGCACGGCUUGGAGAAAAGUGGACUUUCGUUUGAGCAAACCGCUGCUGAAGGGGGGGCGGACAUUCCCAGUCAAAAUUCCACUGAAGAAAUGUCAAGUAUUUUAACUGGUAGUGUAACCAGAGACAACUCAAUCGCUGAUAAAUCAUUGAUGGAGAAAACGGAGGGAAAUGAUGAAAAAAGACUGGAAGUAACUCAAGACUUAUUUGUGGAUUGUGGUCCAGAAAAUGCCAGGCGUUCUUUAGAAUCUGAUGAAAGACUUGCAGCCAGUAUAACUGCUAGUGGUCAUCCUGCGAAUGUUACUCAUGACCUGAACCUGCCCACUGACACAUCUGCUCUGCACACUGCGUCAAAGUCCCUUUCCACUGACAACGGAAGUGUGAACAAUGGCACGUUAGAGCUCCAUGUUGAAAUUCCAGAGAGUGCAACAGUGAAUCUCACUCAUUCAAUCCAUGAGGUUGCUGAUUCAGAUCUUAACGGUAAAAAUCAAACGUUUGAAAUUGAUGUUGGGGAUCAGGCAAUACCAGUCAACACCACCACUGAGCUGUCUUGCCCCCAAAAUGUGACGAUGGAUGUAACAACUAACCAUGGAGCACAAACCCAGGACAUUGAAACCAUAUCACUCAGUAAUGAUACCUCAGGCUUUGCUAAAAAUGACUGUGGUGCCUGCAUUCAGAAUGGUACAAUGGAUAUCCUGCCACCAAAUGUCAGUAGUUCAUCCAUGAAUAAUGAAGCUGACUCAGUCACCUCUACUAGGAGUUCCCUAACAAAGGCAAGUGAUGAGUGUGAAGCAAAAGUCACUUUUGAAAGCGAAGAACUGUCUCAACCCAGUGAGGAAGGAAAAGAAAAUGUGUCUCCUUCAAAAACGAGCAGCACUUUGGUAACAGAUACUCAAAACAUUACAUUUGAAAGCAAAACUUCUAUCAGAAAUAACACCACUGUGACCAUACCAGAACCCGAGCCAUGCAAUAAGCACCAACUUACUUGUGACAUGGCUUCUCCUCAGAGCUGCUGCAACUCAUCAAGCAGCCCUAAAAGCAAUGAAUCUAAUGCUUUAAAGUGCACGAGCCAAGCUGAAGAACGUGCUUCAUCAGUAGAAAAAACAAGCACGGUUCUUCCCACUGAGAGCGUUGCUCAGGAUUCUCCACCGAUGAGCGCAACUUCAAGUACAGACACGACUUCCGCUCAAAGUCAGAAGGAUCCACUACAAUCGAGUCUCUCUGACUCUCUGGGGCUUCACAUGACGGGCACGGACAAGCCAAGUGUUUUCAAUUUAGAUGACAGUCUGGACUUGAGGUCAGAUUACAUGGUCACUUCAACGCCAAUGGUUGAUAGUAAAACAUUCAGUUUCGUUGACAAGCAGGAAGAGAGAAAAGUGGCUCAGAAAAAGCUCUAUGGGGAGUGCCCCAGCAGGCCUGCUGCUCACCCCGCUUCAGCUCUGGCCUCCAACAUCGUCUGCGACAGGAAGACCUUUCUUCCGCAGCCCACUUCUAAACCCACCUGGCCUAAUUCAAAAACGUUAACCCUGCCAACCAAAUCCAAGCCCACGUCAGUUCUUCCAGGCCGCACUGAAUCUCUGAUGUCACGUCUGCCCAUGACAAGGCCAAGAACUCAAGUUGAAGUUACGAGUACUCCAUUUACAUCUGAGGCUGUACAAGAGAAGUGUGCCGGAAAAUCAGGCCCUCACAUUGUCCGCUCCGCAGUCACAGGGCCCAAACUGUUGAACACAGGAUUGUUGAAGCCUCAAGCCAGCCACAUUGGAUCUGGGAUCCAGAGAGUUGGACUCCAUCUGAGGCCCUUAUCAGCCAGAAAUAAUGCUUCCUCUCAAGGCAGUGACAAACUUCCCUCUGCUGCUGUUCCUGUCAUCCCAAAGGCUGCAGUAACAAAGAAACAUCCUCUUGCUCCACAGGAAACGCUUCCUAUAGCCAAGAAGCAGAAGACUGAGCUUUCAAAUAGGACUGAAGCCUCUGUAUCCUCCUCUGACGUGACAAGCCGAGUGAAGAGGCUGAGGCAGCCGUUGACAGUCCAGAGGACUUUACCUGCUAAAACGGAGGAUACUCGAGGUCAAUGUGAAGGAUUUGCAUCUCGUGACAGUGCCAGCAGGAGCAAAUUACAGAAACAGCCUUCUAAAGUGUGUGCCAACUGUGUUUUGUUGGAGCAGCAGCUCAAAAUCAAAUGUGAAGAAUUACAAAGACUGAAAGCAGAGCUGCUGAAGUAGAAUAAAAGAAGACCGCUGACAUUAUUCACCGACCAACACCAUUGCUUUUAUCCCUCUGGUUGAGAAUAUUAUUAUUGAUUUUAUUAAAUAAAGUUUUGACGUGUUCAUUAUUUUGUGUUUU
This is a messenger RNA of Synchiropus splendidus (mandarinfish), 3207 nucleotides long. RefSeq names its product mucin-17-like. NCBI's taxonomy places the organism in Eukaryota, Metazoa, Chordata, Actinopteri, Syngnathiformes, Callionymidae. The record is from RefSeq and is a predicted model, not a curated record. The coding region runs from base 240 to 3086 and encodes 948 amino acids. The transcript has 9 exons.